UCUGCAAGGUGUACCGCUGCUCGAAUUCGAAAUUAUCCGAUCUAUUCAAAAACGAAUCGCGACAUGUGACACAACAAUUGCAUAAAAUAACUGGAAAUAUGUGACUGAUCUUUUCAAAAUUCUGUAAAAGUAACGCCGACAAAAAUGAAGUGCCUCUCUUUUGCGUUUUUGGCAAUUAUGUACAUUGUGUUUACUAACACUAACUGUGAUAUCAAGUGGGAUCAUUUUGGAAAUGAAAACAGGACUAAAAGUAUAAACAGUGUCUUGAGGAAUCUAGUCAACAAAACGAAUUUAACUGUUGUGCCCUUCCUCCCUAAUGUUGCGGAAGAGGAUAGUAAUUUUCACAUCGACAUAGAGGACACCUUGCUGAGCAAUGAGGAGCGCGGAAAGAUUUGUUUAAAAAAUGUCACCGAGUGUAUGGAGAAAGAUACGGAAUACAAAGUGACUACCAGCCUUUUCUCCAGUCUCCUGUUUUCCUCGUUGCCACCGUUCGACCUUAGCGGAGUCGUCGGCGUCAGCAGGAAGUGCCACCUGCAAAGCAAGAGGUACAUCGCCGAUCUGAGGAAUUUCAAAUUGUGGGCCCUCAAAAUGUAUGACUCCACCGCCAAGUUGCCAUCGGGAAUUCUAAAUGGAAACGUGAAUCAAUUUGGCGAUUUCGAUAUGUGUCUCUCAGCUAAUUUGCCCAGCAAACAUAUUUUUGGGCAAUACUGUUUGGUCUCUUUGGAAAUCGAGACCCCGCCAAGUCCGUAUUUGGCAGGUUUGCAUAAAUUGAUGCAAUCUCAUUACCAUUUUCGAAGCAAGUUGGAAGAUCCAGGACACAGGGUUCCUAGGUUUUCAAGUAUAAACUGGGCCCUUUGUGUUCCUAACGCCUGCUCAACCAAAGAUGUAGAACUAGGAUUGAAAAAGACGAUGGAUAAUUUGAUAAAAAAUACAGAAUUGAAAGUACGUUAUGAAGUAGAUCCAGCGAUGUGUCAAAGGCCCACCCAAACGGAUAUGCCGUUGUCGACAUAUAUUGGAAUAUCAUUUUUUGUUGCGACCAUUUUGGGAGAAUUAUUUGCUACUGCUUAUGACUAUUUGGCAUGUGAAGAAAAAAGUAAAUGGAUUGUAGCCUUUUCUCUAAAGAAAAAUUUAAAAUCUCUGACGACUAUAAAAAGAAGCUCUGAUGAUAUAGAAGCGGUUCAUGGAAUAAGAAGUUUAAAUGCCAUAUUGCUCUUAUUGGCUCAUAAGUCAAUGGCUCUAUUUUUCCUUCCAUUUGCCAACAGAACAGAAUUUGUCGAGUACAUAUCUCGACCAUUUAGUGUCUUGGGAAGAGCAGCUAGCUUGUACACUGAUCCCUUCAUAAUGAUUUCUGCUACUUUAACAACGUAUUCCCUUUUGGGGAAACUAAAUAGGAAUAAGGAAAUAAACAUAAUUCAAGAGUACAUUUCAAGAUUAUUUAGAAUUGUACCAUCAUUCGCAGCUGUAAUUAUUUUUUGUACCUUCGUCUUACCAUGGAUUGAUAGUGGCCCAUUAUGGAAUUUAGUAGUGACACACCAUUCUACAAUUUGUAAGAAAUAUUGGUGGCGGAAUUUAUUGUUUAUUCAUAACUACUUUGGAUUUAAAGACAUGUGUUUGACCCAUACCCAUCAUGUAGGUAUUGAUACACAACUAUUCUUUAUAUCUCCAUUCUUAAUCCUGAUGAUUUGGAAGUGGCCCAAAAAUGGAACAAUCAUCCUAAUUACUUUAGCAUCAAUUUCCACAUUUAUGCGAUAUUAUGUUACAUAUUCCAUGAGGUUAUCCAAUUAUGUUCAUUUUGGAACAUCGGUGCAACAACUCUUCGAAACUGCCGAUAAUAUGUACAUCUUACCGGUACAUAGAGCUACUGUUUACAUAAUGGGAAUAUUUCUAGGCUAUAUCCUUCGAAGCUUUAGGCAUAUACAAUUAACAAAGACUCGAAUACGUUUUGGUAAUACAAUAGCAUUAUUUAGUUUUAUUAUAUCCUACUUUGGACCAUCAUUUAUGAGCUCUAUAGACUAUGUUUAUGACCCAACUGAUGCCGCAUGGUAUGCGGCGAUAUCUCCUAUCCUUUGGUGCAUUUCAUUCUGUUGGAUAAUUUUCACUGUACAAGCAGGAUACAGGGGUUUGGUGGGCAGCUUUCUUUCAGCUCCAAUAUUUAGAUUUUGGACAAAAAUAUCGUACACUGUAUACCUCACACAGUUUCCAAUAUAUUUCUACAAUGUUGGAGUAACAAGAUCAUCAGAAAACGCUAGUUUCUUCAGAAUGAUUCUGAAUCUGAAGGAGUACUUCUGGGUUGUGCUCUUAUCAGUAGUUUUGACUCUGACAUUUGAAUUGCCUUUCCAAAAUAUUAGAAAUAACUUGAUAAAGGGGAAACACAAGCAGGAAGAUAGGAACUAUGAUUUAACCAAGGAGAAAAAACAUUCAUGAAGUAUCUUGCUUCUGUGUGACUGUAGUCACAUAAUGCCAGGAACCCAGUGAUUGAAUAUAUGUGCAAACUAGUCACAAAAGUUGUAUAAUCAUAAAGAAUGUUGAAGGUGUUUUUCGGCAUCAUAAAAAAAUAUAUAAACAAUUUAAAAAUUAAAUUCAUUAUUAAGUUGACAAUGCAUUCCGGAUAUGAGUAAAUAAACACAAUCACAAUUAUAUGAUCAUCUAAUGCAGUCCCUAAUAAACAUUUCAUGUAUUAAAAAAAUUUGUAAAUGGGAAAUACAUAAUGGCGGCUUGUGUUCGGUCAGAUUUUGAUAAUGAUGAUUGGAUGAUUUCUAGGGCCAAAAAGGUACUUUCAUGAAGAAAAAAUUUCAGAAUUUGUGAAAUAGAAUUUGGAGUUCCAAACAUAUAAGCAAAACAUUUUUUUAAUAGUCAUCUGGAAGAUAUAAAUAGACAUUUUUUAAUUUUUCUUAAAAUUUUUUAUAAAGUUUGAAAAACAGAAUGUCUGUAGUAUCAGAUUAAAGUUUAAAUAUAAUAAAUAAAAAUUAUAUUAUGACAAAAAACUAAAUAUACAGCUGGUUGUAUCUCCGAUUUAAAUUUUUUAUUUUGCAAAUUUCGUUCGAAAUUUGUUUGUCACGAAAGUUCUCUGCACUGAAAUCAUUCCCUAAGAAUCCCAUGCUUCCAUUAUCAAAAUAUGACUACUUUAAUUUUCACGAGCCGCCACUGGAAAUAUAUUUUUUUUUAUGUACAUGCCAUGCAAAAAAUUGCCAACUUCUAUUAGAGAACAGUAUUUUAAGUAACUACAUUUAUAUUAUUUGUAAAUAUAAAAUAAAUGAUAAAUAUACA
Anoplophora glabripennis (Asian longhorned beetle) is the source of this 3267-nucleotide messenger RNA. RefSeq names its product nose resistant to fluoxetine protein 6-like. Lineage: Eukaryota; Metazoa; Arthropoda; Insecta; Coleoptera; Cerambycidae. The transcript is spliced from 11 exons. Bases 145 to 2424 code for a protein of 759 amino acids. Gene Ontology annotation, molecular function: acyltransferase activity, transferring groups other than amino-acyl groups. The record is from RefSeq and is a predicted model, not a curated record.